AUGACAUCCCUAGAAGCAGAAGCUACAGAUCCUCCCAGAAACGAUAAUGAUAACAAUACCGAUAUAGUGCUACGAUCGCAUUCUGAAAACACCAGUAACGUAAACUCUACGCCAAACGGAAAUGAUACGCCAACAGAAACACAACAACAUAAUCGUCUUUAUGAAACAUUCUUUUUUUGGAAUAGCCUGACUACAAAUAUAGAAGAACAAAGAGAAUUAUCGAUUGCACAAGAAUCAACAGAGACACCACAGCUACAGCCAGAGCAAAUAUCAGAGGAGUCUACCCAGGAAUUAGAAGUUAGUAAUAACCAGCAACAACUGGAGAACACAACAACAUGGUGGAAUUUCUCAUCGUAUAGCAUGGUAUCGUAUUUCAAACCAACACAAACUAUUUCUGAUGAAGAAACGCCGUUGUUGAUGGCACCAUCCACAUCUCAAACCACAAGUACCAAAGAAGAUUCGAACCACACAAUACCUCAAACUUCAUGGUGGGAUUGGUUAGUAGGAUCAACAACACCAACAGACAAUGGUGAAGACGAUGAAGAUGAAUCGCAUACUUCUAAUUUAGAAUUAUACAAACGUGCUAAACUAGCCAUAGAAACAUCGAAGGAAGAAAUUCAUUAUGUGUUCAAAAAAUCAAUCAGUAUCGAUAGUGAUAUUAGCAACAAAGUGGAAUUGAGUGUCUAUGGCACAUUAACAGAAGAAACCCCUGUCGAGUAUAAUUGCUCAAAACGUAAGAAUCCAUUAUCGCCUAAUGAAAUAUUAGAAAAUUUGACAAACAACAAAGAAUUCAAUAGUACUAGCAACAGGAAUAAUAUGCCCGGUAUUGAUGGGGUAUCACUGAAUCUGACAAUAAUCCCAUCUUUUGAUGACAAUUAUCGAGACAUCACCACCAUGACAAGAUUAAGAAUUUUGUUGAAAACAUAUAUUAUCUGUGAUGGAAUAACCGAUACAAUAAACCUUCCUAAUGAGAAUCAUUUAUAUAAAGAAAGCCAAAAACAUGUUUUGUACUUGAAAAAGAAGAAACUUAAAAAAAUUACCAUUAUUGGGGUGCAUUCAUUUUUGCCCAAUAAAUUAGUACGAUCAUUAAUGGGGAACAGAUCCAGUGGUAAUUCCAAUACGUUUGUGGAAACAGCAACCCUGUCAGUUUUGUCUUGGUUAAAGGAAAAUGACAACAACGACAACAACGACAUUGACAUAAACGAUUAUGACAUAGAAACCCUAUCAGUGGAGGGACAAGGGAAAAUAAAUGAACGUGUGGAAAAAUCAUAUCAAUUAAUCAUCAAAAAUUGGAGCCAUAUUUUAGAGUCAAGUCAAUUUAUAUUUUUUGUCAGUCAUGGUAUUGGUUCAGUUGUCGCCAUCAAUUUAUUUUCGAAAUUAUUGACCGAGCAUGAUAGUGGGAUUACCAGCAGGAACAAGUUUCUUGGAGCUUUAUGCAUGAAUGGUGGGUUCUUGGGCCCGUUCAAAGGAUUAAACUCAAGAUUGAUCAUUAGAGCAUUCACAUCGAUUGAAAAUGAAAUAAUCAAUGAAGUAUUCCAGUAUCAAAACACUAAAAGUAAGUUAUCCAUGCAACUAAAUAAUGCAAUGGACAACUUGAUUGAGAACAAUGUUAAGAUUGUUUUUAGUGGGGUGAUCAAUGAUCCAUUUAUUCCCUUGUUCUCAUCCUUGGCUCUACAGUUCAGUCACCCUAAUAUAACAAGAAACAUUUAUUAUAAUGACAACAACAAUAAUAACAUUUACAAUAUAAGCAAUUGUGAAGUGGUUCCAUUUGUUUCUCAAUUAUUGAAAAUUAUUUGUUUGAUGAAGAAUCUUGGUUAUGAUCAAGACUAUGACUUGGUUAGAGAUUUGAGUGAUAAAUUUGAUUUCUUGACGAGCACCGAUAUGGGAUAUAGUAUUAGUGGGGCUUCGGCUAAUACGACAGCACCCUUUACUGGGUUUGAGAAUUACACUGGGGCAACAAAUAACUCAAACACGAAAUGCAAUAGCACUAUAUUUAAUGAUGAAAAGCUUUACAAGGAAGCAAUUAGAUUUUCAUUAGAAACGACUGAUCUCAUUGGUAAGCAACGAGAUUUGGUAAUUACUGAUUAUAAUAUGAUUGAAGGUAGUUCCAAUGAAGGUAAUUCAAAUUUCUAUAAUAUGUUGCCAUGGAAUAUGAGAAGCUUAUUGAACGACUUUAUUCAAGUCAAACACAUCAAGAGUUAUCAAUUGAUUGAACAAUUAAUCAGUCAGUUCAAUAACGAAUGGGAUCCUACUAGUAAAACCUGGAAAGAUAUCAAGUAUUGCUUAGGUGGUCUAGAAGACUUUCAUGUUGAUGAAUUGAUCUAA
Messenger RNA from Candida dubliniensis CD36, 2325 nucleotides. RefSeq lists its product as uncharacterized. The transcript has a single exon. Bases 1 to 2325 code for a protein of 774 amino acids. The record is from RefSeq and is a predicted model, not a curated record. NCBI's taxonomy places the organism in Eukaryota, Fungi, Ascomycota, Pichiomycetes, Serinales, Debaryomycetaceae.